Molecule: messenger RNA, 1597 nt
Organism: Medicago truncatula (barrel medic)
Lineage: Eukaryota; Viridiplantae; Streptophyta; Magnoliopsida; Fabales; Fabaceae
Exons: 1
Coding region: 94-1365 (423 amino acids)
Biological process (GO): protein ubiquitination
Cellular component (GO): cytoplasm
Molecular function (GO): ubiquitin protein ligase activity
Source: RefSeq, a predicted model, not a curated record
UCAUUCCACAUCCCCACGCGUUAUUGUCCAGAAUCAGAUCCUUCAUCCCAAACCACACUUUCAAACCACACUUAAUUCAUUCAUUCAUUCUCAAUGGCCGAUGUAACCUAUCUCCGUCGUCACCACCACCACGAACCCGACGAUGACCAAACCCUAAUCCCUUUACCUUAUUGGCCUUCCACUUCCGAUCUCGACUUCGAUUUCGAUCUCUACUCUUCCGAUCCCGAAUUCCCAUCCAAUCACAACCACCGCUUUUCUCGCGAGAAUUUCGUCAUGGAUCUUUUCCAACAACGCGUUGAACAAUCUCAAAUUACUAAUCACACCGAUCCAAUUAAUCAAUCGUUAAAUGACUCCGUUUUCGACAGUUUAAGUUUCGAUUUAGGGUUCAAUCAUUCCGACCUUCAUCUCGAUCUUAACAUCGCCGCUGAAGAAGACGAGGAUGAUUUUCCUGAUAUAACGGUUUCUAGAUCUGAUCCAAUUAGCGGUUUACGUAUUGUUGAGAUUGAUUCGGAUUCUGAAUGCGAAGAAGUUGAUGGAAAUGGAAACGGAGACAACGUGUUUUGCGGAAUCUGUAUGCAUUCUGAUGCUGACGAAGAUGAUUUUAACAAUGUAAUUGAGGAAGAAGAAAUUGGGAGUUUUCCUCUUCGUUGGGAUUCGCUUCAUUUGGAGGAUGAUCCUCAAAUUUACGAAGAUUUUGAGUGGGAAGAAGUUGAUGGUGGUGGCUUUGAUGAUAGGGAAAUUCUUGGUUUGAUGUUCGCUGCUGAUGAUGACGAUAACAAUAACAAUAGGUCUGUUAAUGGUAGUCGUGCUCGCGGUACUUCGUUUAUUGAACAAGAAGAAGAACACGUGGAUGAAGAUGGAGAAGAGGUUACUAUGUUGAGGGUUGAUGGAGAAGAGGUUAAUAUGAUGAGGGUUGGUGGAGGAACUGAGAAUCUUGAUUGGCAAGUUUUGUUGAAUUCCGCGAGUCCUGAAACUUAUCAUGUGAUUUCAGAGCCUGAUUUUGGGGAUAAUGAUGAUUACAUUUACACUGCAGAGUAUGAGAUGAUGUUUGGUCAAUUCGCGGAUAAUGUGAAUUCGUUUACCAAUAAGCCACCGGCUUCUGCAGCGUUUGUUGAGAAUCUUCCGUCGGUGGUUGUGACUAAAGAGGAUGUGGAUAACAACAAUGCGUUGUGUGCGGUUUGUAAAGAUGAAUUUGCUGUUGUAGAAGAGGUGAAGUUGUUGCCGUGUUCUCAUCGAUAUCAUGGUGAUUGCAUAAUGCCUUGGUUGGGGAUUAGGAAUACUUGUCCUGUUUGUCGCUGUGAGUUUCCUACUGAUGAUGCUGAUUAUGAACGUAGGAAAGCUCCAAUGUUGGCCCGGAGCGCUUGAUGUGUAUGUCAUUGUUGUUAGGGUUGGAUACUUGGAUAUGGUUUCACAAUUUGUUGCUGCUAGGUUGUUAAGAGUUUAGGUUUUUUGGUCCUGAAAAAUUGCAUGCGUUUGUUAAUUUUGGAUUUUUCAUAUGGAGAUUUGUAGUAUAAGUAUGUUCAUCUGCAAAUUGUAUUAUGGGAUACAUCAUAAAAAGGAAUCAAUUUUCUAAGGAAUAUAUACAUUUGUUCUGCUA